Halichondria panicea is the source of this 1598-nucleotide messenger RNA. RefSeq names its product cytosolic iron-sulfur assembly component 3-like. Gene Ontology annotation, biological process: iron-sulfur cluster assembly. NCBI's taxonomy places the organism in Eukaryota, Metazoa, Porifera, Demospongiae, Suberitida, Halichondriidae. Bases 152 to 1531 code for a protein of 459 amino acids. Gene Ontology annotation, cellular component: cytosolic [4Fe-4S] assembly targeting complex. The transcript is spliced from 17 exons. The record is from RefSeq and is a predicted model, not a curated record.
GCCACAUGUGCUGCGCUGGUACAUGUACAUGGUGGACAUAAUAGCCAGAGCAUAAUAUAAUAGCUAUGGCAGGACAGGGAUUCAGUAGCGCUCUGAAACUGACAGAUUUAAAUGAUUUCAUUACUCCAUCUCAAGUAAGUCAGAGUGCAUCAUGCCUGUCAAGAUAGAUAAAUCUUCUUCCAAGGCUGGUGCCGCUGCAGUAUCUAUCGACAGUGACGGAACAUAUCUGGAACUCGAUGAGAAAGGACAAAAGCAUUACCUAAAGAAGGCCACGAUAACGCUAAGUGAUUGUUUGGCAUGCAGUGGAUGUGUAACAUCUGCAGAGACUGUCUUACUACAGCAGCAGAGUCAAGCAGAGCUCCUUCGAGUCAUACAGGACAACGAACAUUUUAAGGAGAUUGGUGACAUUGACAAGGUGAAGGUGGUUGUGCUGUCAUUAUCGCCGCAGUCCAGAGCAUCACUUGCUGUUGACCAUAAACUAACUGAUGUGCAGCAGGCUGGAGGGAAGUUGGUCACAUUUUUCAAAAAGUUGGGUGUUCAAUAUGUGUUUGAUACAACAUUUUCAAGAGACUUCAGCCUGCUAGAGAGCGCACGUGAGUUUGUGAGGAGGUACAAAUCUUCAAGUGACAAGUCUUUGCCAAUGUUAACUUCUGCUUGUCCAGGGUGGGUCUGCUAUGCUGAAAAAGUUCAUGGAAGCUUUGUUUUACCGUACAUCAGCACGGCAAAAUCUCCUCAGCAAGUAAUGGGAUCAUUAGUGAAGGAUUAUUUCGCAAAGCUGUUGAUGAAGAGACCUGAUCAAUUAUUCCAUGUUGCUGUAAUGCCCUGUUUUGAUAAGAAGUUAGAAGCUUCACGGAGUGAUUUCUACGAUGAUGUUAGUCAUUCUAAAGAUGUUGAUUGUGUCCUAACAACCGGUGAAGUUAACGCAUUGAUUAAAGAACAGGAAGUAGUUUUAAGCAAUCUUGAUGUACAACAAUUCGACAAGCCGUUUUCAGGGUCAGGUGUUGACGAUAUAUACGUGCAUGCUGGAGGAGGUGCGGGUGGAUAUCUGGAAGCAGUUCUGAAUUAUUCUGCCAACAAACUAUUUGGACUUGAACUGAAAGAUAUUUCAUACAAAAAUCUUCGUAACAAAGAUAUGAGAGAAGUUGUUGUGAAAAUCGAUGAAAAGACAGAGCUAAAAUUUGCUGCAGCCUAUGGAUUUAGAAACAUUCAAAACCUUAUGCAAAAACUGAGGCGGGGACGCUGUAAUUACCAUUUUGUUGAAGUAAUGGCAUGUCCAAGUGGUUGCCUAAAUGGUGGUGGCCAAAUACAUGCAUCUCUCAAAGCUGAUGCUGCAAAAGUCAUUCUCCCUCAAGUUGAACAAAUCUAUAAUGGACUGAAAGUGAAGUUACCGGAAGAGAAUGAAGCCGUGCAAGUUUUGUAUAGGGAAUGGCUGCAGGGUGACAGUGUGGAGAGCUGUAGUAUUGAAAAGCUGCUUCAUACAACUUAUCAUCACAUUGAAACACAAACUACAUCGCUUGCAAUUAAAUGGUAGACAGUAGUAGACAUUUUUUAUUUAAUGUGAGAAUCUGAUCGUUGCAAUGAACAAGGUUUAGAGUUUA